AUUUUUUUUAAAAAUUAAAUACGUUUUCAAAAUAAACAUUUUUUUUCAAUAAAACAUUUUCUAUGAUGAAAAAUUCACCGUUGAAAUAUUUGAUUCCAUUUCUGCUGUAUUGUAUUGACUGGACUUUUGCACAGAAUUUCGCCAAUUGUGACUUUUACAAAGAACUCACCCCGAAUGUUGUUUACUCUUUCACAUCACCAAACUACAAUAAUCCAUAUGCACCGGGCACUUUUUGCCGUUACACAGCUCAGGCUCCUGCUGGCAAUCAAAUAAUUCUAAGAUGCACUGAUGUGAACUUACCUUAUUCAGACCGAUGUGCAGGUGAUCGACUGCAAGUGUCCAGAGCUGGUAAUACCAAUUUAGCAGACAGCGAACGAUACUGCACUGGACCAUUUACAACGAAAUCAUUUUCAGAACGAAUUGUUGUUGCUCUGUUUUCCCCGCCACAAAGUCGAGGUGGAACAUAUCGAUGUGAAUUGUACGCCACUAAAGGGUGUGAAUGUGGCAGAAAAAAUCAGGCGCGAAUUGUAAACGGUGUCGAAACUGGCAUAAAUGAAUACCCAAGUAUGGCGGCGAUCGUAACAAAACAAGAUGGUCAAGUUCAAUGUGGAGCGACAAUAAUUGAUCAGUAUUACGCUUUAACAGCUGCCCAUUGCGUCAAUUCACCGGGAAAGUUUGCGGAGCAGCUAGAGCUAUUGGUUGGCGAACAUGAUUAUAGAAAUCCAUCUGAAACACCGUAUACUCAAAAGUACGCAAUUGCAUCAGCAGUUAGACACCCGAGCUAUUCAUCGGAGAAGGAUAUUAAUGAUAUUGCGCUCAUAACACUGGCCAAACCAAUCGCAUUCAACAAUGGUGUUGGACCAAUUUGCCUCCCCUUCAAAUAUCAAUCAGCAUCGUUUGAAGGUCGUAGCGUUGUUGCUCUGGGAUGGGGCACUAUUGAAUAUGGUGGACCCGUUUCAAGUCGGCUUCAAAAAGUGGCAUUGGACGUAACGAGUCAGCUAAAAUGUGAAGCUGCAUACCCCAAUCGAAUAACCUCUGGACAGUUCUGUACUUACACAAGAAACAAAGAUACAUGCAGCUAUGAUAGUGGCGGACCGUUGCUGUUUAGUGAUGUCACUGGCAACAAUUUACUCUAUCAAAUCGGAAUUACCAGCUUUGGGGUGAACUGUGCUUCAUCAAUGCCGAGUGUCAGCACCCGUGUGGCCGCUUAUUUAGACUGGAUUACGAGUGAAGCUCGUUACGCACGAUUUUGUGUUCAAUAA
Sitodiplosis mosellana (orange wheat blossom midge) is the source of this 1262-nucleotide messenger RNA. RefSeq names its product venom serine protease-like. Gene Ontology annotation, molecular function: serine-type endopeptidase activity. The transcript has 10 exons. The coding region runs from base 63 to 1262 and encodes 399 amino acids. The record is from RefSeq and is a predicted model, not a curated record. Lineage: Eukaryota; Metazoa; Arthropoda; Insecta; Diptera; Cecidomyiidae. Gene Ontology annotation, biological process: proteolysis.